This is a messenger RNA of Branchiostoma belcheri (Belcher's lancelet), 1182 nucleotides long. RefSeq lists its product as uncharacterized. The transcript has 7 exons. Bases 1 to 1182 code for a protein of 393 amino acids. NCBI's taxonomy places the organism in Eukaryota, Metazoa, Chordata, Leptocardii, Amphioxiformes, Branchiostomatidae. The record is from RefSeq and is a predicted model, not a curated record.
AUGGAUGCCUCCACCCUCCUCUGCUCUGCCAGCAUCCGUAUCAUACAGCCACCAGCAACCUACAAGUACCAGUGUGCAGCCUGUCGGCCUUCCAACAUGGAUGGCAAGACUCAGGAAAUGGCCAUUGACAAGCUUGCUGCAAGGCAAGGCAACAUCGGGGCUUCAACAACCACCUCGUCCGCAUCAAAGGACAGCUCGGGUGGAUCGAAAUCCUCGGGCGGAUCUAAGACAAGCACUCCGGGUGGAUCCAAGACAAGCACUCCGGGUGGAUCCAAGACAAGCGCUCCGGGUGGAUCCAAGACAAGCGCUCCGGGUGGAUCCAAGACAAGCACUCCGGGUGGAUCCAAGACAAGCACUCCGGGUGGAUCCAAGACAAGCACUCCGGAUGGGGCUAGAGCAAGCGACGAGGCAAACCAGCGGGAUGAGUCCGGCGGAGCAAGCGACGAGGCAAACCAGCGGGCUGCGUCCGGCGGAGCAAGCGACGAGGCAAACCAGCGGGAUGAGUCCGGCGGAGCAAGCGACGAGGCAAACCAGCGGGAUGAGUCCGGCGGAGCAAGCGACGAGGCUGAGUCAAUCGUAAGCGUGUCAGAUGAAGAUCCCAUGGAAUCGUUACCUUCGCUGAGAAGGUUAUGGGAGGAUGAAAACAGCUUGGACGUGGAAGAUGCGGAGAGAUAUUCUGAAGGUCAAACUUAUGUAGAGCUCACCCAAGAUGACAAUAUGUCGGGGUUGGAUGUGCCAGCUGAGGGCGGGCUUCUUGGGCGGAUCCCCCAAGCUCUGAGGCUGCAGACGAUCAUGCAGAACAGAAGGGUCCAACGCGUGCCCGUUUGUGUGGCCGUUGCCUUUCCGGCAGGCAAUGGUGGUGGUCGAGGAAAUGGUGGUGUCGCAGGUGGCGUGGCAGGUGCCGCAGGAGGCGGCGUGGCAGGUGGUGUAGGAGGCGUGGCAGUUGGAGCAGGAGGUGGUGCUGGAAAAAAUGGUGGUGUCGCAGGUGGCGUGGCAGUUGGCGCAGGAGGUGGUGGUGGAGGAAAUGGUGGUGUAGCAGGUGGUGUGGCAGUUGGAGCAGGAGGUGGUGCUGGAAAAAUGGUGGUGUCGCAGGUGGCGUGGCAGUUGGCACAGGAGGUGGUCCGGCAGGAGGACAGGCUGGAGGUCAGGCCAACAAUAACAACAUCCAGAACAACAACAUGA